AUGAAAUUGAAAGUAGAAAGAAAACAUCUGUCUAAUUUGGCCAGUUUAUUGCCGUCAGGAUGGAGACCAGAAACGACCAAUGAGUCGAGGUUUCCAAUCUGAAUACUUGUUAUAUGUGAAGAAGCGGGAUGAGGAGUUGCAGAGUGUUGAAACUCAGCAAGGAAAGCAUGCAGGAGUGAAACCAUUGAAUGUUAGUUGCACCUUAGCGAAUGUUGUGAGGGAGCAUGGUCGAUUAGUGAUACAGAGACCAGGCCUUGAUGUGAGUCGAAGUCCAAGUGAAAGGAGAAGGAAAGGCAGGGAAGUCAAAGAGGUUUUGAAUGUUAGUGAAGGAAGAAAAAAGAAGUUCGGCUUUCCUGCUAGAGAGAAAGAAGUUGUUGAGAAGAAAGAGUCUGUAGGGUUAGGAGGACAGGACCAGAGUGGGGAAAAGGCACGAUCAUUGCGCUGUGCGACUUGGAGUUGUGACCCAGGCCCAGGCUUACAACCUUCAUCUUCGCCAGUUAGGGAGCCUGAACCAUCAACAUCCAAUUCUGGAGACUGGUUAAGAUCUAUUGCUGGGGGGUCACAUGAUCCUGAUCCCGAGUAUGAAAUUGAGGACGUCAGUGACACAGAUACAUCGACAAGUCUCACUACUACUACUGACUCGGAGGAACGAAUUGCAAAGACUCUAGAGGAGAGAGUUCUGGCGACUCAUGUACAUGUAGAGAGCAAGCCACAAGAUGUCUGUCUUCCUAAGAGUCCAGCUAAUGUGAAUAUGCCCAGUACAAAAUCAACGGAGAAGAAAAUAGUGGUGGAGUCCCUUCUAGCCAACAGGCCUAAGAGAAUUGUUGUUCCAAAGUCACCUGAGGACGCCACAGGUCUGUCGUGGACAGAAGAGACCCAGUUAAAGAAAGCAUUAUACGCAUCUCUUCAGGAGAGUCGGCUUCAGCGACAGACGUCCAAGCAGAGUGACGUAACUGACGGCGAUUUUCCGCAUGAGGGAAGCAUUGAAAGCACUGGUGACGAAUUUCAGUUCCCCAGUAGCUUUAAGUUAGACGAUAUGGUGGUGAAGCGUGGGAGGAAAAGGAAGCUCGAGUCUGAGACGAGUAGCGUCUCCAGCAUGGCUACUUCGUCUGCGAUGAGUCCUACGAAGGAACAACCAAAAUAUAUCAAACCGGAUGCAUUUGAUCUGAAAAAAGCCCAAGUCAGGGCGCAGAGAAAGUUUGCUCAGGGAUCACGACCAAACAGUCCUAAUAUUACCCCAGUCAAGAUAAAGCCUGGAGUUGCCUCACUGCCAGUUGUGGCGCCAUGCAAACGAGCCAGGACAGAGGAUUUCCUAACCUUUCUCUGUCUGAGAGGAACUCCAGCCCUUCCGUCUCACUUGGACUUCUUCAACUACCCACCUGAAUAUACUGAUGACAUAGCCAGUACAGUAUCGACACCGAAACAUUCCAGAAAGUCCUUCCUCAAGCGAGACGUCCGCAGCAAUUCGCCACAGUCGUCGGGAAGUAGUACAGCGGAUCGGCGUGACGUCUCGGACAAGACUGGAGACCUUGGCGUCAAACCUAUGAGAUUGGGAUCACCCCCAAAGCCACUAAAGAAGAAGAAGAAGCAGAACAAAGAGCCACCUAGCCUGGUCCCAUCUGUCACUGCGACCUUGAAAUGUCCUCCAAAGGUUCUGACACCUACACCACUAAAGGCAAUGACGCAACUCAAGCCUCGCAAGAAGAAAGUGGAUCUCAGUUUACAAGGUCAGGUCAAAGUUGAGGAGGAUGUUGAGGAAAAGAGACCUCGGCUUAGGACGUUGAGGCAGCCAUUGCGACGUGGAGGUCCUAAAACACGUGCGUUCUUCCUGGCGAAGAAUGCCCGGCGAACAGUACGCCGCAAAGUGAAGGUGAUGAAGACGGAGGAGCUUGACGAUGUCGAUGUUGUCUCAGUCGACUUGGAGGAGAUCCAGGAGAAGGCAGCAAAGAGACUUAGAGCACAAAAAGUUAUCAAACGCACAAUUAAUAAACUCAGACAUACUGGUAAAUCCAAACGUAAUCAACCCCGUUCUCUCAGGUCUUCGACAAUGGUUCAACGGAGCAGCACUCUAGAAACUGAACCAGCUGAACCUAUUGUCAGGGAGACACGAAGCAGGGUUUCACUUAGCCCAAGCUCUCGCCCGGCACCACUGCUGCCUGAAACAAGGAUGAAGCGUCCUGUGGGACGCCCAAGAACUAUCAAACUUGAUCUGCCAGUUAGUCCAAGGAUUACUCGCCAAACAGGACCUCAAGUAAAACCUCCUGAAUCACCUAGCAGCAGACGGAGCCGUCCACUUAGAAGAAUACAUGUUGAAUCGUUACCGGAUGACCUGUUUGAUUUUGAAGAUCCACCGCAUGAGAGUCGGUCACCAAGACGAAGAAGAUCUGAUGCACGACCCCAGAAUCUACCCCCUAGACCAACAAGGACUCGCCGGCAGUCCUACGGGAGUUCUAUUGGAACAAGAAGUCUCAGCUCUGAAAGUCAUAGGUCAACUUCAAGAGAGUCGUCACCAGAGAAAAGGACAAGAUCUGGUACCCGGUCCUCUCCUAGGAUAAGGGUACAUCCAGGGGUGGUAGAAGAACAGCCAAGUUCAAGACCGGUGACACGUAGAAGUCGUGCAAGUUAUAGCGAGUUAUCUCUUGAUGUGAGCGGAUUCUCUGAUGAUCCUGAAUCCCAUCCCAAGUCGCCGUCCGUUCGAUCCACAGCAAGUGGGAAGUCAGUGUCCAGUGUCUCCUCUCUCAGAUACUCCAUCAAAAGUGGAGAGUUAAGUCCUGUGGGGAGCAGAGGUCGCAGUGAAAAGAGUCAGGCUGGUAAACUGGCUACUGCUUCAGCUAAUACCCUAGUGGUAGCUUCUGCUUCGAAACUGACACCUUCUACCAAACAGUCCAGCACAAGCUCUGCCAAACAGAAUACCCCUGGCAAGCGGCCCGCAACUCCUUUUGGGAGACAAGGUGCCACCCCUUCAGAUAAACAUGAUAAGAUCUCUACAGAAAUGCAAGUUACCACUCCAACUAAAAGACAUACUGUUGCCUCAACAGGGCAACAAGGGGUUACCCCAGCAGAAAAAUCAGCUGUUAGCCCAACUAGAAGGCAGGCUGUUAAUGCUCAGGGGAAACAAGGAGGUUCACCGACUAGAAAAAAAGCAGCUAGCCCAACUAGAAAACCGGCAGUUAGCCCAACUAGGAAACAGACUGUUGUCACCACAGGAACAGAUCUGGUGAUCCCAACAGGAAAACAAAUUGUCACGACAGCUGGAAAACAGGCCAUUACUACGACAGUAAGACAGCAGGUUGCCCCAUCUCGAACCAUUAUCUUGUCAGGAAAACCUGCUGUUACCGCUUCUGGAAAAAGGACUAUAAUUCUAACAGGGAAAGAGGCGGUUAUUCCUGAUGGUGCUGCUACUGCUGGGGAACAGGAUGCUAUCUCACAAGUGGGCGGACAUGUUGCCACAUCAACUCAAAGGCCAACUACACAGGAUGCCAGCCCAACCCGCAUACAGGCUCGUGCUCAAACAGGAACUGGUAGCCCUUCAGGAAAGCCUGCUUAUACCAAUGCUGGAAUGUCACAUGCUGUGCCUUCAGGACCAGUUUCUCCUACGAGAAGAUCGGCGAUGGCCACGGCUUCUGCAACUGGGAAACAAGGAGCUGUUUCAGUCAAAGCACGUUCCCCAGCGAGUGAUGCCCCUGCUCAAAAACCAGUACCUGCUUUGGUUAAGACUUCCACAAUGACAAGUGCUUCUCCCUCUGACAACCAGACUCUUGCCUCACCCGGCAGACAAGUUACAAAUGCAAGUAGGAUGUUAAGUCCGUCUCAUUCUAAGGGCACAUCAACCGCUCUUGCACCACGAGACACAUUGGCUGCUACAAGUCCGAGGGUACCGCAUGUUACACUCUCUCCCAAGGGUAGCCCUACCACUCCUAAAGCCUCACAAAUAACUGUCUCACCAAGGGGAACUGUUACGUCUAUCUCACCAAGGGGCACCCUUGGGUCAUCAACACAAAGGGUUUCCAGUGCUUCUGCAUCACCUAAAUCUGUAACUGUUCCAAGGCUUUCACCAGUAACCAUCGCACCAAGGACGAUUCCAGUAACCAUUAUGCCCAAGGGUUCCCCACUCACUACUUCUCCUAAAACUACUUCCCAUACCUCCCCGAAAGGUUCCUUGUCAACCGCAGUGUCUCCAAGAAAAAACACGACCGCAAAGCCUUCUUCCCAUGCACCUCAAAGCAUUCACUUCGUGACAAGUAAUAAGCCUAGUGUUUAUGUUCCUGGCAGGUCGACGAACAUUGGUGCCAGAAUAGCCGCCAAUCCAAAGCUGAACUACCGAACUACGUCAACCAUUGGCAUGGCCAGUAUGACUAAGGCUAUUCCUCUGGCAGCAAGACCAGGGACGAUCGUCAAACCUUCUGCAGCAGGUAUCAAGAUUCCUGCUUCACCUGAAAAGACUUCUGGUGUGAAUAUGCUGCUCAAGUUUGCUUCUUCAGCUGCAAGGCCACCAACAAAUAUUGCGAGUUCUGCUCUGGAAAACAAAUCUGGGACUAAUGCUGCUAGUGUUUCUAGUAAACCUUUGCUGUUCGCAACUAAAGCUGCCAAUUCUCAUACCUCAUGUGUUCAAUCUAAUCUUGCCAAUAAGUCACAAGUCCAGAGCAAAGAUGUCAACGUGAUGAGUAAUCUGGAAGGUGCUAAAGGAAAAUCUGCAGUAUCUAAAGCAGCGGAUCUGAAUAAGACCACAAAAGACACUUCUGUUAAAAUUAUGCCUCGAAAUGCAACUGCUACUGUGGUUAAAACGAGUUUGAAUUGUACUGUUGUUAAAUCAUCUAUGUCUGACAGACCCUCUGGGAGCACCCUAGCCCAAAGUAAACCUGUGGCCGCCAAUUCUGCACUGUCAACUGGUGCAAGUACAGCUACAUCUGCUACACCAGCAAUGACUGUGCCGUCUGCUACAAUCAUGAACCCUGCAGCAUGCGCUGAAACAACUACACAAAGGAGUCCACAAAAAUCAAAGGGUGAUGUACCAGUUCGGAGUUCUAUAGAAAUUGUCAAAGCCACAUCGCCUUCUCAUACUGAAGAUGUUCAGUUGUCUUUAGUUUCAAGUACAAGUGAGGUGGCUAGUAACACAAGCCGGCCAGUCACUCCUGUUGGCGGCAACAGUAAUACAAGCCGCCCAGUCACACCUGUUGGUGGCCAUGAUGCCACAAGUCGUCCUGUGACUCCUGUCGGUGCUUUGUCUGCAGGCGCACAGAAGGGGAAGAAUGGUCCUCCAGCAAAGAGGAAGAGGAAGGGACCAAAAACAAUACGUGAUUUAUUGGAGGCUCGUCAAGCUUCCUCGGUACCAAGAGACAACACUGAUUCUAACAGCAAGUCCACGUCUGUCCUCGUUACUCCCAAGAUGCCACAAUUGGGUAUGGUGGCGCCACCUGCAAUGGUUAACGUGAUGGUGCAGGGUAACAGUGUGCAGAGUGUGAGUUUACCUUGUAGCACACCACAUGUUCAACCUGUGCAGAUGGUAUCUGAAGGGGUACAGACAUGUGACGAGGAUAGGGAAGAGGGAGCUGAUCUACCAGUACUGACAUCUAGGAAAAGGAAGAUGGAAGACCAAGGUCAAGGUCAGCCGAUGGAGAAGAAGGUCAAGGACAAAGUCAGAAAGACAAAGGAUAAGAUGAAGAAGAUAAAAGACAUUGAACCGUCGAUAACGUAUGUGACGGAGUGUGGUCUGCCGACAAAGGAGCCCGAUAGCGAGAAGAUGAAGCGGGCCAGUCCAGAGAACCAGGCGCAGACUAGCACUAGCGGAGGAGGAGAGAGUCCUUCUGUUGAUGCACCGCCUAGAGCUGAGACACCUGUGCCUGAGGGGGCUCAGCAAGCUGGUAAGAAAAAGACAUCUGUCGGAAGGAAAAGAGGCAGGCAAUCGUACACAAUCGGAAAGGGAGUUCGAACAUCGCCGGCAACUGUGGAGGAUAUAUUGGAAGCUGCCAAGAAUGAACCACCUGCAUUGAAGGUCAAGUUCCCACCAACAGAUGGCACUGCGUGUAUGUUUGACACUCCACUGUUUAUGCCAACUGAACAAGAAUUCCAGGACCCAAUGGCUUAUAUUGCUAAGAUUCGACCUGAGGCCGAGAAAUACGGCAUGUGUCGCAUUCAACCACCGCCAAGUUGGAAGCCUGACUGUAAAGUUCACGAUGAGAUGAGGUUCACGAGUCAGAUCCAGUACAUCCACCUGACGCAUCAUCGAUGGGGGCCGAACAGGGAGAAGAUGGCGUGCAUCAAGAAACAUCUGAAGUCACAGGCUGUCGACGUGGAACAGCUGCCCUUGAUUGGUGGUAUCGAAUUGGAUCUGCCUCGACUGGGUGCUACCAUCCAGGAGUUCGGGGGCCUUCAGCAUGUGCUUGAUAAGAAGAAGUGGAACAAAGUGGCAGACGUUAUGGGGAUUUCUAAAUUGGCACUUGACCGGACGACCAAACUGUAUGAUGCAUACUGUAAAUAUCUCCUGUCGUAUGACACACUCUGCAAGGAGGAUAAGGAGAGGAUUCGCACACAAGUCUUGGCCGAGAAGAACAGUGAAGAACUCGAGAAAGAGAAGGCAUGUGUGAUCAAGGGCAGGUCAAACUCGCUGUGUGGCUUCUACCGUGCAGCAAGGAACACCAUGGCCAUGUGGUUCAAAGAGGACCCCACGUCGGAGCAAUCGGAAAAUGAGUACUGGCGUGUGGUCGAGAGUGGACGCCAUCAUGUCGCAGUCCAGUGUGGUCAGGUGGACACGAGAGUCACUGGUAGUGGCUUUCCCAAUAGGAAGGAGAACCCAUACUCGCGCCAUCCAUGGAAUCUCAAUAUCCUAGCUAACAACAGUGGAUCCGUAUUGCGGCAUCUUGGACCAAUUCCUGGAGUUACCAUUCCCACCCUGUAUGUGCGCAUGUUAUUCACGUCUUCCUGCUGGUCCCGUGACCUCCAUCUCAUGCCAUACAUCGCCUACAUGCACAGCGGCUCAGAUCUCAUCUGGUACUCGGUUGCCAAAAGUCAACAUUCCAAGUUUAGGGAAGUCGUGACUGAAAUGUUUCCUGAGAGGGUAGAUGAUACGUCUGUAUGGCUCAAGAAAGAUAUGAUCAUGGUCCCUCCGAAGCAGCUGGUAGCCAGAGGUGUAUCAGUUACCCGUACCGUCCAGAAACAACGACAGUUCGUCGUGGUCUUCCCGGAGGUGUAUACUGCCAAUAUUAGUUGUGGUUACAGCAUAUCAGAACAGGUGAACCUGGCACAUCCGGAUUACUUACCACUUGGACACCAUGCUGCAAAGAUGCUGAAUGAGAGUGCUGUGCCUGAGCAGUUCCCUUAUGAGAAGAUGCUGAUAAGCCUGGCCAAGAAUGAGAAGGUCCCCAUGGAAGUCCUAUGUCUGCUUGUCCCACUGCUCGAGAAAGUUGUGGAGGAGGAACUUCAUUACCGCCAUCAGCUCCAGACGGCCGGUCUGAAACGUUCCGACCGUAUGUGUGUGAUCGACGAGCCGGUCCAAGCAAGUUGGAAGAAACGGCGCACGAUGGAUACGUCGGAGGAGGAAGAGAACAUCUGUGAAAUAUCGAAGAAGAUCUGCUUUAUCUCCAUGGUUGUGAAUGAAGCUGAGGAUAUCAUCUACUCGCUGCCACAUGCCAUGCCUCAUGUUCAAAAGAAGAAGAGUCUCAAGUCUUGUAAACUCCUGUACAGAUACAGUGAGGAUGAACUGAAACAGUUGUUGCACAGUGCCAAGGAGCGUCUGACAAACCCGCCAGAGGUCGCCCCCAAGAAACGCAAGUGUAAACCUGCUGCUGCUGCUGGUUCUGAGGCAGACACUGCGACAGAGGCUACAACUAGUCAGUGAGGCUGAUUGGAUCACAUGUAUCUUCUUGUUCUGUUUGGCUGCAUCAAUUUGUACCAGUGCACCCUAACUCGGUUACCCCAACAGCUUACUGGGUACCAGUUACUGGGUUGCCCCGAAUUAGCCAAAAAUGGGUUUGUUUGAACUGGUGUGCUGAUCUGAGCCCCUCUCUCAUAAGGUUCUGCAGAUGAAUACCGGUGUCUUGACAGAAAUCUAAACUGUCUGAAAAUUUCAAGUCUCAAACUUUUGUAGUGAAGCACUUUGUGGGUGCUUGAAACGUUUUAUCGCCUGGCAUUGAGUACAAUGAUCACUGGAUUACCUCUCAAUAAGAAUCAACCAUAUUCAACCUGAUGUUGAGAGUUUUUGAAAGCAAUCUGACAGUCCCAGAAUUGUGUUGGUUCUUUUUUUGAUCAAAAUCAAAUUUGAUAUCGACAAUGCUCUAUUUUAGUGUGCGACAUUGCUGGAAGAGACUUUAUAUGCAAUUAUAUAUUUUUGUUCCAUCUUCCUGUCAUUGACAGAGACUUAUGUAAGUUUGUUUUUACGAAAUCAUUAUUUUAACACGAUUAAAUCAUGAUUGAGAUAUGCCUGAAAAUUAUGCCUGUAUCUUUUAGCGUUGAAUUUAAGUUGUAACGUACACUGUAUGAUAAUGUAACAAAUGUCCCCCCUCUCUUUUGUAGCCUUACGAGGAAACGAUUAUGCAUAAUUGUGUUGAUUGUACAUCUGAGUGACAGAAAUCAGUACUGUACACCAUCAAAUUUUCAAGGACAUAAUAUUUUCGCUACCUCGGUUUGCAAAGAUGAAAACUGCUGGAAGGUGUUUUUAUUGGAAAUUCGUUAUUGAAUUUCUUUCAAAUUUUUGGCAUAUUUCAAAAAAAGAGGUGCAUGAAAAUUUGGUGGAUAAUGGUAUAAUUUUCAGUUUCCUUUCUGUUCAUGCUGGUUUCUGCUCAGGGGAUUUUGUUCGUUAAGAAAUCAAAGUUUGUUUAUUUUCAUUUUGUAUGAUGAUGACCUGUUUUCCGAGACAGAAGGAUGUGUAUCUUAUGUUUGUCAAUUUAUUUUGAUGUUUGCUUGGGUCAUUAAAUGACCAAAUUAGUGUACUGGGUGUCCCAGAAUAUGUACCGGUAAUUAUUAUUUCAAGUUCAUUUCUACCAUCUCAGUAAUGUUGGGACACCCUGUGUAAUUUCACCUUGAUUCAUUCUGUAUAUUUUGUACUGCAUUUUGCUUGAUUUGAAUUUCAACUCUUUGAAAGACAGAGUUGAAACUUUGGUUUUACUCUUGUCAAUUCCUGAGAAAGUGUGAUAUUCAAAUCUGAUGACCUCAAUAUAUUGUUGUCGUGACAUUUUAUUUUGUAAUACACUGAAGGGAAAUAAAAUCAUUUUUGCACAA
Lineus longissimus is the source of this 9213-nucleotide messenger RNA. Its product is annotated as protein Jumonji-like. Gene Ontology annotation, biological process: chromatin remodeling; regulation of gene expression. Gene Ontology annotation, molecular function: DNA binding. The coding region runs from base 80 to 7834 and encodes 2584 amino acids. The transcript is spliced from 16 exons. NCBI's taxonomy places the organism in Eukaryota, Metazoa, Nemertea, Pilidiophora, Heteronemertea, Lineidae. The record is from RefSeq and is a predicted model, not a curated record. Gene Ontology annotation, cellular component: nucleus; chromatin.